Messenger RNA from Hipposideros armiger (great roundleaf bat), 2099 nucleotides. RefSeq names its product dual specificity phosphatase 22 (gene DUSP22). Gene Ontology annotation, cellular component: plasma membrane; cytosol. Gene Ontology annotation, biological process: protein dephosphorylation; signal transduction. The coding region runs from base 547 to 1164 and encodes 205 amino acids. Gene Ontology annotation, molecular function: protein tyrosine phosphatase activity. The transcript has 7 exons. Lineage: Eukaryota; Metazoa; Chordata; Mammalia; Chiroptera; Hipposideridae. The record is from RefSeq and is a predicted model, not a curated record.
GCCGCGGGGGAGGCGCGGCCGUCUCCGAGCCGCGGCCGCAGCCCCCUGCCCUGGGCGCGGCCACCCACGAUCCCUGGUCCUCCACCUUGCCCCUCGCCCUGCUGCGGGGUACCCGUGGUCCGCUCCCCCUCUGCCCCUGCUCGGCAGCGAGCAGCGGGGGUUCGCGCGGCGCGGGCGCGGGCGCGGCCCCGGGAGCCCCACUACAAGUCCCAGGGAGCUGGCUGGGGAGGGGCGCGCCGGACUCACGCGGGCCGUACGGGGACAGGCGAGGCCCUUUCCCGCCCGGGACCCUGCUGUCUGUGCCGGGCUCGAGCCGGGAAGUCCGGGACAGACGGGCUUAACCCUCGUCCGUGCCUGGUCCCUGGAACACGCUGAGUCGCCCGGACGCCCCUGACUACCAUUGUUGUUGUUGUUGAUACUGGAGCACGAAAUUCCCUGCGCCUCCUCCCCUGCCGCCCCACCCGCUGCUCCUCCUCCGGUUGUAGCACGCCAUUAGGGAAUCUGCGACCUCAUUGUCAGGGGUGCUAGAGUUCGCAUUCAGCCACCAUGGGGAAUGGGAUGAACAAGAUCCUGCCUGGCCUGUAUAUUGGCAACUUCAAAGAUGCCAGAGAUGCAGAGCAAUUGAGCAAGAACAAGGUGACACAUAUUCUGUCUGUGCACGAUAGUGCCAGGCCUAUGUUAGAGGGGAUUAAAUACCUGUGCAUUCCAGCAGCAGAUUCACCAUCUCAAAACCUGACAAGACAUUUCAAAGAAAGUAUUAAAUUCAUUCACGAGUGCCGACUCAGGGGAGAGGGCUGUCUUGUACACUGCCUGGCCGGUGUCUCCAGGAGUGUGACUCUGGUGACUGCGUACAUCAUGACUGUCACUGACUUUGGCUGGGAGGAUGCCCUGCACACUGUGCGCGCUGGGCGGUCAUGUGCCAACCCCAACCUGGGCUUCCAGCGACAGCUCCAGGACUUUGAGAAGCACGAGGUCCAUCAGUACCGGCAGUGGUUAAAGGAAGAAUAUGGAGAGAGCCCUUUGCAGGAUACAGAAGAAGCCAAGAAGAUUCUGGGUAAAUAUAAAGAGCUGGGGCACCCAGAGACCCAGCCUGGCGCCUGGAGGGGCAGCAGCUGUCAGGCCUCACCUCCCCUGGCCUACAGCCACUGUACCACAGAGACCUAAGGCACUGCGGGCGCCCUGGUGUGCCGGUUGCUGCCGCACAGGACAGGAGGGGCAGGUGGCCAUCCAGGUUCCUUCCCAGGACCCCACCCAGCUCCGCCUCAGGCCCCUCCAUCAGCCCUCUCCUGCCCAGCCAAAGCUUGCUGCCAGGCCUAGAGGCUGCCCCGCUGCACCUUUGUGUGGGCCAGUGAGUGUGUGCGCGCGUGCGUAAGUAUCUGUGAACGUGUGAGUGUGUGAACAGUGCUGGCACAGUCACAGGAUCCACACUGCCGGCCUUGGUACCCUACUUUCCCUCUGUCCAAGACUGCAGCGGAAGGCUUUCAAGUUGACCUCUGAGAUACUGCUCAGCCAGAAGUAGCCUACGCCUGUGACAACAGUGAGGAGGGCUCGGGGCCCAGCAGCUGAAAGCAGCCGCCUCCCCCAGAACCCAGGGUUGCCUGGCGGGACAGCAGGGGGCCUGACUGCCUCCUGAGGGUAGUUCCAGGGGCCUUGGAAGGGGCGUGUGUGUGUGUGUGUGUGUGUGUGUGUGUGUGUGUGUGUGUGUGUGUGUGGGGGGGGGUGGUUUGGGUGCUCUGAGCACUGCCUCUCUUAAUGAAAAUGCCCCGGGCUUUGGCCCCCUCAGGUCCCCGGCGGAGUUCUACUUGGUGUUUGAUUUCUGUGGCACUGACUGCAUUUUAGUUCCAUGGGGAGCACUACCCUUCACCCAGAGCACCUUUUCUUCUCCUGUGUGGCCUCACUUCCCCCCAACCUCUCACUGUCCUCACCCGGCAGGAGUCUCUUCCCCAGGACUGGGAAGAAAGAGCCUUCAUUAGGCAUUGUAGCAGUUUGCAUUUAAAAACUCACUUUAAAAAGCCUGAGCACUUAUUAAGCACCUUUGUGUAUGCUGUGGAUUUGAUAUUUGAUCUCAGCUACCUCAUUAAAUGUUUUUUGAAAAGGUG